Pyricularia grisea is the source of this 381-nucleotide messenger RNA. RefSeq lists its product as uncharacterized. The coding region runs from base 1 to 381 and encodes 126 amino acids. The transcript has a single exon. The record is from RefSeq and is a predicted model, not a curated record. Lineage: Eukaryota; Fungi; Ascomycota; Sordariomycetes; Magnaporthales; Pyriculariaceae.
AUGCUUUCAACACUAACUCGUUUGCUUGUACUCUCCGUAGCCGCCACUGCCCUUGCUCUGCCCACGCCCUCGGAUAUCGGCAAUUCUCAGGCUGCAGUUGAAAGGCGCGAGGUUUCUACUGUCGAUCCAAUUAAUCCCGCAUCAGAGGUGCACGGCCAUGCCGAUCGGAAGCUACAGGACCGUCUUGUUAUCGAACGGGACCCAGGGCUUGUAGGCCGCUCCGACAACGACUUGAACCCCGUCGUCCCACACUUACAGAAUGUUCCCGCGAUCCCCCUCGAUGUGGACGACCUUGACCAGUUACAGAAGAGGUGGUUUGGCAGUUGGGUCAAAGACAAGUGGAACAAGGGCACCGCAGGUGUCAAGAACUUUUUCAGCUGA